Setaria italica (foxtail millet) is the source of this 1148-nucleotide messenger RNA. RefSeq names its product cilia- and flagella-associated protein 20. Lineage: Eukaryota; Viridiplantae; Streptophyta; Magnoliopsida; Poales; Poaceae. The transcript has 6 exons. The record is from RefSeq and is a predicted model, not a curated record. Bases 226 to 798 code for a protein of 190 amino acids.
CCAACCUCUUUUUUUCUUCCUUUCUCCGCUUUACGGCUUCACCCCUCUCUAUCGGCCUCUCUUUCCUAGCGGUGAUCACAGGGCACCCGGCGGCGCCCUUGGCCAGGCCAGAUCUUCGUCGGGCGCUUCGACGGCGACGAGCAUCCGACACCGCCAGAUUGCAGAGUGAAGGUUUUCUUAUUUCUGUUCCUGUAUUUUGGAGUUUAACUCUACAAGCUUCGGAACAUGUUCAAGAAUACAUUUCAGUCUGGGUUCCUUUCCAUUCUUUAUAGCCUUGGGACCAAACCAUUGCAGAUAUGGGACAAGGAAGUUGUGGAUGGGCACAUUAAACGGCCUCAGGAUGAGGAUAUCCAGUCUAAUGUACUUGAAAUCAUUGGAACAAAUGUGCAGUCAACUUACAUCACAUGCCCAGCUGAUCCUUCUGCCACUCUUGGAAUCAAGCUUCCGUUUCUGGCCAUUAUUGUGAAAAAUCUUAAGAAAUACUUCACGUUUGAGAUCCAAGUUCUGGAUGAUAAGAAUGUCCGUCGGCGAUUUCGGGCAUCAAAUUUUCAAUCUGUUACAAGGGUGAAGCCAUAUAUCUGCACAAUGCCGUUGAAGCUUGACGAUGGCUGGAACAACAUUCAGUUGAACCUCGCUGAUCUGACAAAAAGAGCGUAUGGCACAAACUACGUUGAGACGCUCCGGGUGCAAGUUCAUGCAAACUGUCGGCUCCGCAGAAUUUAUUUCUCGGAUCGCCUCUACUCAGAGGAGGAGCUGCCACCUGAAUUCAAGCUCUACCUUCCAAUCCAAAAAUCAUAGGAAUCGGAGCAAGCAUGGUGAGACUUUGGUCACCAGAAGGCAGAAGCCGGACCACAUAUCGUUUCGACGCUCGCUAGUGCACAGCUGCGCAUUUUGCCUUCCUGAGACCAAGAAAAGUGUCGGAAUGUUUUUGUUGGUUUGCUGAUUGGUGUCCACUGAACGACUAGGCUCCUGUGCUCAGAGCAAGGUGACUGGCUGUGGUCUUACCCAAUGACCUUUGUGUAUGUGACGACUUGAAAUGUUAAUGGGAACCCUUUAUGUACUGGUCCUUCUGGUCCAGAGCAAAAACCAACCCUUACUGGCCGCUGCCUGGCCAUUUAACGUGCUUCUUCCGCAGUGGUGUGGUACUA